AUGGGUCGGAAGCUCCUGUGCAUUCUGCUGAUCGCGAUUCUUGUCGCCGCGAGUUUCCACGUCUCCGAAUGCAAGAAGAAGAAGAAAAAGCGGACGGCGGCGACGGACACAGCACUUGACGAAAGCGAAACCGCCACAGUGGUAACCCGAUCCGCGACGAAAACGGCUGCUGCAGCAGCAGAUGAAUCAGCGUCGCAGAAUGACGAACCAGCUGCGGACGCGGCUCCAGCCGAUGAAGACGCAGACGCAGACGCGCCUUCGGAAACUAUUUCCCCGAGGAAGCCGGUAGCCACUGUAACGCCGGCUACUAUGGCGGCGGCUGCUAACGCUGCAGAUGCGGAGGAGGAUGCGGAAGUCGCGGACGCCGCUUCGGCAGCUGAUGCUGACGUGGCGACUAAGGGCGACGACGCCGAUGGCGACGCGGCUGAGGCUGACGCCGUCGCAGAUGCCGCCGCGGACGCCGCCGCGGAAGACGGCGCAGCGGCGAAGGCGGCGACCGCCAAGCCAGUCGCAGCGGACGACGAUGCCGCUGCAGCUGAUGCGGAAGGCGCGGAAGGAGCGGAAGGGGCGGAAGGCGCGGAGGGCGCUGCAGUUGGUGAAACCACAGACGACGCGGCUGCGGGUGGUACUGCGGCGGCGGCGGCGUCGGCGGAGAAGCCGAGUUCGGCUCGUGGGUCCGUGUCGGAUGCUGGCCCGCUCGCAUGGAAAUCCGCCAAUAUGUCGCGGGAUGACAUUGAUCCUAAAGGCCCCUGUCGCCGCGACAUCAAGCUGCACUGCCAGGGCGUGGAGCCAGGCAACGCGGUGCUGUCGCUGUGCCUCACCUUCCACGUCAAGAAUGAAAAGUCCGGCAACGAGCUGGGCGGUCCCAAGGUGUCCAAGAAGUGCAAGAAGGACGUGCGGGCGUUCAGGGCGGAGAUGUACAAGGACCUCAGCAUGGACAAGGCACUGGCCACAGCAUGCAAGGCGGACAUCACCAAAUUCUGUGACGACGACUUUCUCUACCCUGAGCCUGGCAACGUUGUCGCGUGCCUCAGGGAGGUGAACCAGGUGGAGAAGCUGGCAGACGAGUGCCGGGCAGAGGUGCUGCGAGCGCAGUUGGAGGCAGCAGAGGAUUUCAAGAUGGACCCGCAGCUCAACCAGCUCUGCUCUGCUGAGGCUGAUAGGCUCUGCAAGGGCGUGGAGCCGGGGGAAGGGCGCGUGCAGGACUGCCUGAGGGAGCACCGAGCGCAGCUAGCAUGGGACUGCCAGGCGGAGCUGUUUCGGCAGGAGGUGGAGAACGCGGGGGACAUCCGCCUCAACGUGCGGCUGUUCCAGGCAUGCCUCAACGACCAGCGCCGCUUCUGUGCCGACGUCAAGUAUGGCGAUGCACGCGUGAAGGACUGCCUUGAAGACCACCGCCUCGACCCCGACUUCUCGCCAUCAUGCAAGACGGAGUUUGAGAAGAUGAUGGCACGCCGGUCCACCGACUUCCGCCUCGACGCCACGCUGCGCAAAUACUGCAAGGCGGACAUUGCCGAGAUCUGCUACCCUGACGCGGAGGACAUAUCAGACGUGGCGAAUUUCGAUGCCAAGGUGAUCGAGUGUCUGCAGGACUACCGGGACGAGCUCAAGGACGCCAAGUGCAAGGCCGCCGUGCACCGGCUCACCGCCCGCGCUGCAGAGAGCAUUCGCUUUGAUCGGCCCCUGGCUGACGCGUGCCACGAGGACCGCACGACCAUCUGUCGGGACGUGCCGGACGGCAUGGCGCAGGUGUUUCUGUGCCUGCAGGACAACAUGGGCAAGCUUAAAGAGUCGUGCCGCACCGCGCUCUUUGAACAGCUGGUGCGCAUGGCGGAGGACAUUGACUUCAAGUUCCCCAUGAAGCGCGCCUGUGCCUCGGAGCUGCAGAAGUUCUGCAAAGACAUCCCGCAUGGCCAUGCAGCGAGGGUGAAGUGUCUGCAGGAGAGCAUAGACAGUGCGGACAUGGGAGAGGAGUGCCGCAAGGAGGUCAAGCGAGACAUGGCCCGCUCUGCAGGAGACUACCGUCUCAACUACCGUCUGCACCGCGCCUGUCUCCCGGAGAUCCAGAAGCACUGCUCGCACGCGUGCGACGCUGCCAGCACCAACGGCUCCGUCACGUGCGCGGGCACCGUGGUCAAGUGCCUGCAGGAGAAUCAGGAUCAAAUCGAAUCGGAGUCGUGCAAGCAGGAGAUCACGUCGUUCAGCAUCCUCGAGGCCAAGGACCCGCUCUCCCUCGACGUGCCCCUGCAGGCGGCCUGCAAGGCGGAUUUGCAGGCGCUGUGCCCGGACGUGGGGAGGGACCAUGGGCGGAGCUUGGCUUGUCUGAGGGGCAAGAGGGAGCAGCUGAGUGCGCCGUGCAGGAAGGAGGAGAUGCGGUUCAGCAUUAUGGAGGCUUCGGAUAUUCGCAUCACACCCAGCCUCAUGAACGCGUGUGGGCAAGAGCUGCAGAGCUUCUGUCGUGAUGUGCCACCCAUGGGGGGCCGAGCGUUCAAGUGUCUGCAGGAGCACGUGAGCGACGUGGGCAUGGGCGCGGCCUGCCAGGGCGAGGUGAACCUGCAGAUGACCCGCCGCGCCGCCAACUACCGGCUGGACGUGCGGCUCAGGGAGGAGUGUGCGGGCGACCUGAAGCAGUACUGUGAGGGCAAGGACGCCGGCAAGGAGGGGCACGCCGUGGUGCUCAAAUGCAUGGUCGACAACUUCAAGAGCCUCGUGCCCUCGUGUCAGGGAGAGGUGUCCUACGUGGUGCGCAUGGCCCUCUUCCAGUACCACCGAGCUGCUUAUCUCACGUCGCCCUGCGACGAUGCAGUGGACAGCAUCUGUGUGGCCCCGGGCGCCCGCAAGCCCAAGGAGAUCAACGGCGCCGUCAUCUCCGUGUUCGGCCAGUGCCUGCUGUCCGCGCAGCCCGAUAAGCUAUCUGAGGAGUGCCGCGCGCUGGUGCAGGUGGCGGGCAAGGAGGGCUCGUAUGUGAAGGGCGGGCUGGACCAGGCCACGCUGGACGAGGCCCUGGCGAAGCUCAAGGAGCUCCCUGCGGCAGCCGCAGCAGACGGGUCAAGUGGCAAGUCAGGGCUGGUGAUUUCAGGCUGGCUGGCCUUUGCAGCGCUGGUGGCUGUGGUGGUGGUUGCUGUUGCUGCUGGCUUUGGCAUCUACCACAAGUACUUCAGCCCCACUCGCAACUACACCUUGGUCGUCAAAUCAGCCCCCCCGGGCACUGUUUAG
Closterium sp. Yama58-4 is the source of this 3216-nucleotide messenger RNA. The record is from the annotation of a GenBank genome assembly. NCBI's taxonomy places the organism in Eukaryota, Viridiplantae, Streptophyta, Zygnematophyceae, Desmidiales, Closteriaceae.